Molecule: messenger RNA, 6385 nt
Organism: Mus caroli (Ryukyu mouse)
Lineage: Eukaryota; Metazoa; Chordata; Mammalia; Rodentia; Muridae
Gene: Snapc1
Product: small nuclear RNA activating complex polypeptide 1
Biological process (GO): snRNA transcription by RNA polymerase II; snRNA transcription by RNA polymerase III
Cellular component (GO): snRNA-activating protein complex
Molecular function (GO): sequence-specific DNA binding
Source: RefSeq, a predicted model, not a curated record
GCUACAGGGCCUUCUGGGCGUCGGGGAAGCCGGGUACCGGAGUGAGUGAGCAUGGGGACUCCUGCGGGCUCCGGGACCCGUUCCACGGGCGCUGGAACUGUUGAAGGCGUGGGGAUCCCUCCGGGUCUGCAGACUGACUACGAGACGCUGCUCAGCCGCUUCCAAGAGAUGGACAGCGUGCGCUUCGAAGACUUCACGGAGCUCUGGCGCAGCAUGAAGUUCGCGACUAUCUUCUGUGGCAAAAUGAGGAAUUUAAAAAAGAACAUGUUUACAAAGGAAGCUUUAGCUUUGGCGUGGCGCUACUUUUUGCCUCCCCACACAUUCCAGAUCAGAGUUGGCGCUUUGUAUCUUCUAUACGGGUUGUACAACACACAGCUGUGCCAGCCGAAACAAAAGAUCCGAGUUGCCUUGAAGGACUGGGAUGAAGUUAUUAGGUUUCAGCAAGACUUGAUGAAUGCACAGCAUUUCGACGCAGCUUUUGUUUUCAGGAAGCUUCGGCUGGACAGAGCCUUCCACUUCACAGCGAUGCCCAAGCUGCUUUCAUGUAGAAUGAAGAAAAAAGUUCAACAAACUGAAGUGACACAGAAAUUUAAGGACCCGAAUGAUCGUGUAAUGAAACUUAUCACUUCUGAGGUAUUAGAGGAAAUGCUGAAUGUUCACGAUCAUUAUCAAAAUAUGAAGCAUGCUAUUUCAGCAGACAAGGCCAUGCCAGACAGAGCUCUCAGUCUGGUAAAGGAGGACUUUUUUGAGAACAUUAAGAACAUAGUUUUGGAGCAUCAGGAGUGGCACAAAGAACGGAAGAAUCCCUCCUUAAAACCCAAACUUAAAGAUGGAGAAGAGAAUAGUGAAUGCCCUUCAGAGGAGCCAGAGAGAUGUGACAGAGCUGUGUCUUUAGCGAAGAUAAAAGCGAAAGCCUUCUCAGCUGCUGUCCCGGUGUCCAAGUCCAGGAGGCAUCGCCAGUCCAAGCUUGACUCUUCUGACUCUGACUCUGGGUCUGGACAAGUGCAAGGCAGAGCAGCAAAGAGAAAGAGGACCAGAGAGCCAGCAGGACCAGCAGGAAGGAAGAGAUCGUCCAGAAGCAAAGGUAACGCUCCAAAUGACCGUAAAGAAGAGAAGUCUUUACACCUGAGUAUGCCUAUUAUUACAGAGGAGGAGGAGGCGGACAUGGAUGGCUUCAGAAAAGCAGAGUUCACUGCGCCCAAGAGGAAGAGAAAAUGCUGAACCAGGAGGCUGGUGGAGUUUUAAAUUUUGAGCUUUCCAACAGAAGAAAUGGUGUCAUGUUGUGCUCUAAGCAGGAAGUAGCCAGUGAAGACUGAAUCUGAGAACAAGAUCAUUUCUGUGAAAUGGAAGAGCAUGCCAUAGGCCAAGAGUUGAGUAAAGGUUUACUCUGAAGAUUAAUUUUAACAUUUUUGUUAAUAUUGCAAUUUUAACAAAUUACAUUGUAGUUUGUUACAGAGUAAAUUGUAAAUGUGUUAAACUUGUUAGAGGUCUGUAUGAGUGGAGAUAGAGUUUCUAUUGCCUUUAGAAUGUAAUAGAAAGAAUUGCAUAUUUGUGAGUUAGUUCUCUUUCCUGAAAGUUUUUGUGCUAUACUUAAUGCAGUGCUGUAAUGUUUACGACUCUUUUUUGAAAACAUUGCUUUAAAAUACUGUUUAUAUAUAAAUGAUUCAUACCUGUCACCUAGCAAUGGAUUUGGCUGGGGUUUUUGUUGAAUAUUUUGUGUGUUAUGGUUAAGUGCAAUAAAAAUUUUGCCCCCUUGUUUUAUCUUCUAGUGUGAGAAAUUUUCAUGGCCAAUAACUUGACUGAUAACUUAGUAAGUUACCGCUGCUUUUGUGCUUAAUGAUGUAUGCCUUACUUCCUCAUUGAUUUAGACAGGGUCUGCCUGUGUAUGCUAGGCUAGCCUUGAACUCUCCAUGCGAGUACUGCCUUGCUCGGCCUCCCCACUGCUGGGAUUAUAGAUAAUGCACCGCCGGGCCUCACUUCUUACCCUCUGUAGUAUUUGCUUUAAAGUUCCCAUUGGUCUACUGUAUAUGAAUGCAUAGGUACCUGUGUGUGUGUCCUUGUGUACACAUAAGAUUAAUUAAUACACUGUUUAAUGCUUAUGUACUGUCUAAUAGGCCCAUAGGAGCAGUCGUGUAGAUUCUGAAACCUGGCUUUGACACAGAACUUUUGUAAAUCACAGGAAAGAUGUCUAUAGUCACGUGUGUGCUGCUGUUUUAAUUUCUCACCCCUGGAGUUUAAGUGGAGAUGGCUUUAGCUGUGCUUGAAUGCUGCCAGCACAUGGCCUCUGUGUUGUGAGGCUAAUGCAGCCUGACGUAUAGUUAAUUAUUAGGGCUCAAAGGCUGGUUUGAAGAGGUAAUUUCCAAGUCUGAUAUGACUGAAAAAAUAUAUAUCUUAGGUAUGUAAUAUGUUAAGACCAAACUACUGACGUUAGAUUGGAUAAUUCUUGACAUCGUUAUCCUGUUAGCUACUAAAAAGCAGUUGUUUCCUGUGUCUGACUUCAGCUCUGUCCGAUAAUGGGCCGGACAUUACAGUGUGAACAUGGGCCGGAGCUGCUGGGCUGCAACACCAGAGCUUUGUUAGUAAUGUAUAGCUGAGUGGGUUAGCAUUGUACAGCUGAAACGCUGUGUACCUGAGUCGUAAUCUAUUUUUCACAAAGCGCUUAUAAAAGGCCAGGGUGUCACUUCACAGGCAAAGGGAUGGUGAGUAGCAAAGGCAUUAUUGGUGGCAGUGUUGUCAUAGUAACCGAAAGUUUGUGUUUGCCCAGCCCCCUGAGUUGAUCAGGCUAACCUGUGGUUCACUCAACAGCUGAAGGGAGCCCUCAUUACCUUGCGUCAAUUUUAAUUAGGUAUAAUAAAUACCGUCUUCUCAGACUACCUUGGGUAUAGUGAAAGAUUGGUACCUCUGUCUAUUUAUCUGUCUACUUACAUGCCUACCUAUGUCUUGAGAAAAUACCUUAAAAACAAACUUUUUGCACUGAAAGUUACUUUUAUUUUUCUCAGGUUAGCUUUGGAAAAUAACUGUAGUUACUAAUGCCUUCCUUACCCUUCAUUCUUGAAUUAAAUUACAGUUUGAAGAAGGCUUACUUUUUAAAUGGCUUGGAAAGAGCUCCGUGGGUGUUAAAACUAUUCACAUUUUCAUUUAUCUUUUGAGCGACUAUGUAGUAAUUUUCAUUGCACAUUUUUCUUAUUCUUUGUGUUAAUAUAAAUGUCAAAGCCCAGACUUGAGGUUGUAUAAUCCCUUUUAUGUGAUAUUUUUAAAUGUCUGAAUUAUUCAUUCUACUGUGCUGUGUAUUACAGGUCUGAAUAUUUAAGAGACAUUCAAACAGGCUCCUUUCAGUUGCAAGAAACAAAAGCAUACUCCCACUGUCGUAAAUGCUGGGAGCUUACUGGAAGAUUAUGGAUAAAUAAGUAAGGCACUCAUCAAAGACAGCUUCCUCAAGGAUUUGGGAAUUAGCUAUAGGCCUCUCUUACACCAAUUGAUGCUCUUAGCUAGGGUGGAGAUCCAAAUCAGUUGUGUCCCAUGUACCAGACAGAGGGCAUGGCAGAUGACAGAGAAGGACCCAUCUGGCAGCUUUCCUCAGCAAAGGUGAAAGGACAGGCCUUUACAGUCUCACGGGUUUGUCAGUGCAGUCGUGGUUUGAUAAAAUGCAAUGUCAGCCUUGCACCUUCAGGAUGUAGUUAAAGGGACAUGCUGUUCCCUUGACAGGUAAGUCACUGGACAGUGGUGAAGGACCUCAGCUCUGGGGCAGGCUGGGUUUGCUCUGGCCUUUAAUAAUUUAUGCCAUCUGUAAAAAUUUGGGGCUGGAUAUACUGUAACACAUUAAUAGACUGGCAAAGGCUUCACCAGUGAAUGUUUUACACCCAGUCCUUUGUUAUAGUUGGCAAGUUGCCCAUGCUGGACUUGGGAUUUACUGUGUAGUCCAGGCAGGUCUUGAACCUUCUAUCCUCCUGUCUCACUAUCCCAAGUAGGUGGGACUAUAGACUGCCGCCACCUAGCCUAACUAUUCUGUUUUCAACAGUCCUGUGUUUACUCCCGUAAAUCGUACCCACUGCUCUUUAUUCCUUCGUGAAAGCCAUCGGGAAUAGAUCUCGGAUGGUUCAUUUUCAGUUUGAAGAAAUUAAUACUGAUAUAUAUAUAUAUCUCAGCAUGGAUUUUGUUUGUCUGAAAAAUAUCUUCAUUUCUGGAUGAAAUUGUUUUUGCAAGAUGUAGAAUUCUAGUUAUUUCAGCUCUUUCCCCCUUUCUGUCAACACUUGCAAGACUUUUUUCACUCCAUCAUCAAUAGCCUGCUUUGUCACUGGCAGGAAAUUAGAAUUUGUUCCUCCAGUCCCUCGUGUAACUCAAUCUUUUUCCUUUGUGUUAUAUUUUUGUCUGUCUGUCUGUCUGUCUAUUUGAUGGUGGGACCCAUGGCCUUCAUAUACUAACCACAUGCUCUACCAGAAGUUCCUCCAGGCCCUCCCUGGCUGCCCGCAGGCUUUGUUGUUAUUCAGUCUGAUACAGGUCUGGUGUGGUUGGCUUUUCUAACCCAUGAUGCAUUCUGCACUCUCCUCACUUGCUUCUCUCUCUGGGACUUGAGCUGUGUUUGCUAAUUACUUUGUACUGUCUCUUGGGUCGUGUUUUGUUUUCUCCAAUAAUACUUCUUCCACUGCCUCAGAGUGCGUUUUGAUUCCAAGUUCACCAUCUUUCCUUCUCUUGAUUUUCUCCCAUGACUUUUCAUCUGGAAGCACCGAUUCUUGGUUCUGAUUUCUCCUUGUCCUUUUCAUGGGUUUCCAUCUUCAUUGAAAUGGCUCCUUUGUCACCUUCUCUAACCAUUUGACUUUAUGUAGUUGAUGGGGUAGGGGUUGAGACAGGGUCCCUCUGUCUGUCUGUCAGUCUACAAAAAUGCUGUUCUGGAACUUGCUGCAUAGACCAGGCUAUCCUGAAACAGAGAUUCACCUGUGUCCAGCUCUGGGUUUAAAGGUGUGUGCCAUCACACUCCAUUGUCACUUUUUUAAAGUAUGGCACUUUUACCCGAACACAAAGUAUUUGUUACAUGAAUAUAUCCUAGCAGAAUUUGAACUUUGUACUCAGGAGCCCUGUGAGUCUGAAGCUGCCGAAAGCUCUGCUUGGUACUUUGUGAUGUCAGCCACGUGUUAGCCCUCGACUCACUGUGUGAUGCCAGAGAGAUGAGGGGAAUUUAUACUCAGGUUUGGGGUGCUGUUGCUGGUGGCUCUUUUCAGAGAUUUCCAACCCAGCUGAUAACCAGAGAAAGAAGACUAGUUCAUAAGACGACAUAAACCCUUUCUUCCAGGUUGCUUUUGAUCAUGAUCAUUAUCGCAGUGGUAGAAGCAAACUGGAAAGCCUUGUUACCAGAGAAUUAGAGUAUCACGUUGGCUUCAACCUUUGAACUGGAGUUGUUUAUGUAAAUGUAAUUUUAAGUGGUGUGACUUUGCUAGAGCUUCAGAAGCUGCUGCCCUUUGUUGAAGGUUUUAGGUGGCUGGUUUGUCUUGGUCUCCUGUAGUGCGGUUGGUGCAUUGCAUCGCUUGGUAGCAUUGUUAGGCUGGCAAGGGCUUCACCAAACCGUAAGGCAUAGUUAACUGAACUUACUGUCUGUAAACUUCAACUGUUUCCUCCCACUAACAGUGCAAGAAGAUACUUUGUGUAUUGUAUUAAAAAAUGAAAUACCCCGUCUUUUAAAAAACACCGUAUAUCUAGAAAAUCAUCUUGUUUGCAAUUUGAUAGGAACCAAUCAAAAGAUUUAAUUUGUCUUCAGUGUGUUACAAAACCUUUCAUUACCAGCGAAGUGAUCUAUAUGUAUGUGCUAUCAGUGAAUAACUCUUAUUAUUUUUUUCCAUGUGCUUUCUUAGAUUUACAAAUAUGAUUUAUUCCCACGACUGCAGUCUACAGCGCUAGAACAAAUGUCUCUGUAAUGUUUCUGGGUCUGUGUAAUUAGGAUUUAAUUGCUUUGGAGAGGAAGUGGGAGUGUAGACUGUCUCCUUGGGGCUGUAUUACAGAAUUUCAUUUUGUUUUAUUCUUUGGUGGAUUUAUUCUUUUUUUUUCCCUGAUAUUAACAUUAAUAAAGUGAGCAGAGGAUUCUAACCAAUUGUGCUGUCUGGAUGGCCACAGGAAAUGAGACAGGGCAGGUGUGGGCUUCCUGUAAGACCUUGUUGAGCCCAGAACUUGUGGCACCAGAGGGAGGGACUAGGUCCAGCAGGGUCAUAGUUCUAGCCACUUAGUUUUUAAUUUAUAUUUUAUGUAUUUUAUAUGUUAAUGUAAAAUAUAAUAUAAAAUUAAAAUUAAAAAUUUAUAUUUAAAAUUUUGUUUUUAUUUUUGAGAGCAUUAUUAAUGAGGUAUCUUUGAUAGUGUUCUGUGAUCAUCUUCUAUAUUUCAUUAAAAGAUUCAAGCAGAG